Bacillus rossius redtenbacheri is the source of this 10276-nucleotide messenger RNA. RefSeq lists its product as uncharacterized. The transcript has 6 exons. The record is from RefSeq and is a predicted model, not a curated record. The coding region runs from base 6376 to 8091 and encodes 571 amino acids. Lineage: Eukaryota; Metazoa; Arthropoda; Insecta; Phasmatodea; Bacillidae.
GCACAUGACCAAAGGGGACACAUGAUAGCAUUUCGUGAUGAAGUCGUUGUUGAAGUUGUUCGGGUGUUUGCUGGCAAAAAGGGCACAGCCGUUGGGGAAAAUAUGCGAGCCGCCUCCUUGGGUUGGGUCGAGGUUGUGUUGGCUGCGCAGAGUUCGACAACACCCAGUGCAGGCCAAGUUUAGCUCUUUGGGCGUGAUGGCUACCGACAUCUGGACCUCAUUGUUUCAGUCUAGCUACAGCUGCUGUCACUUGCCAGAGGGUCGGAAAAUACUUGGCAGGCUAGCAGCAAGCGUGUGAGAGAGGCAAGCAACACCACGAGCAGGAUGCAUCCAGCAAGGCGGGGGACGAAGGACAUGCAGCUCGAGCAAGCGACAAAAUACUCACUGGUGAUGAUGGAGCUCUCGCAUGACUGGCAUCUGUCCAGCCAUCUUACCAAGCAGCUGUUUGGGACUUUGUGUACUCGACAUGCAACUUAUUCUUGCUAGUACAAUUUUGAAAGACAAAAAUAUGUAAAAAAAAAAAAAAUUAUUAUUUCCCACGCACAAGGUGAAGACGGGAGCACUCACUGAUCCGCGACGUAAGAGCUGUAGUCCUGCGAGCCGGCGCUCAGGCCGGAAUCCGAGUGCUCGUGGUUGAUGUUGCUUGCGGGGUGGUAGUUGUUGUUGCUGUUUGCCGAGGAGUGGUGGUGGUGGGGGUGGUGGGGGUGGGGCUUGCCGGAGCCGAGGGACGAGUGGCCGUUCAUCUUGCUGAGCAGGAAGCCCGGGUUGUCGUACAACGCCGAGCUGAAGGCACGCGUGGCGGCAUGGUGGUGGGCGCCCUUGUUCACCGACGAGUAGUCGGGGAUCCCGAGGGCGGUCGAGAUCCUGCAACACCGCACCAGAGUGGCUCUAGAGGUGCAUCGGAGGAGCUCUAUCGAGUGUGGCUGCUCAGCAGCACUCGUGAUUCCUCUGCAGGUGGCUGCUGCCUUGAGCUACGCAUGCUGCACAGUACAUCACCUAUAGCUACACUACACAAUAAAAAAAAUAACUAUCAUAAAAAUUUACGAGAAGAAAUGCUUUGAUCUUACGGGAAAAGUUGAAUCCAAAAUAAAUUUUAAUAUCUUAAAUGGUAGGUUUCCAGUCACAUCUUUUUUCCAAACAACUCACAAUUGCCUUUAAUAGCCGUACCAAGCAAGGUGCGCAAUGGUAAAAUAUUUAAUCACGGUCAAGAUAACACGGGUUCAAAUCCUGGUCAUAUGUUCUAUUUCCCCCCCCCCCCCCCCCCCCCUCAUUGUUUUCCUGAAUCUUCCUGCUGGAAGGCACGGCUGAUUCCUUCCUUGACAUCCCUGACUUUUAACGCGUGUCCAUUUCUGGAGAUCUCAUCGACGAGUCCUAAAACCAAAUCAUCUAAUUUCUAUAGUCGUCAUCUAAAUAUGUUAACAUAUAAACAAAAACACAUAUCUGAGACUGUAACAAGUGAUAUAACCUAACAUAAAUGUUACUGUACUUGUCAAACUGAACAUUUAAAUAAUUUCUGUGUAUUGAUGAACUUGGAUCCGAAUGACGGAAGGAAAAAAGCUUACCUAAUUAUUGUUACACAACAACAUUUGACGAGUGUUCGUGAUUGCGUAAGUAAGAAGUAUGUCUAUAUUGAUAGUUACAACCCAUUAAAAUUGUCUGUGCCUGAUCUUUAACCUUUUAAAAUUACCAUUUAUUAAUUAUCUAAUACCUUUAAGAAUAAUUCAGUUUCACUGUUAUGUGGCCAGUUGUUACUGAUUUACAUAAUGCCUAUGUUAUGUAGACACUGUAUCAUCAUUAUAUCACCAUAUGGAAAAGAAGGGUAAGUACAAUGCAAUAAGAUAGUUAAAGAGAUAAACUGUUUUGUUUUAUUUAACUGUUUAUUGUGCCUAGUUUAUGAAUGAUGUAAACUUGGAAAGAUAAAUGCAUUAACAGGUUGUUAUAAAACCCACUUAUAAUAUUUGUAAAAGUGAUUCUUAAUGAAUACUAGGGUACAUACAUGCUACUUACAAAUUUAUAAAUUUCUGAGGGUGAUACCCACCCUUGAUAAUCAGGUUUUUAAAAUGUAUUUAUUUACUAUUAAUAUUGAAAACCAUUACUUAACUAUAAUUUAAUGCUAUGAAAGUUUUCAAACAGAAAACAGACUUUUGAUAAUAUUCCAGCCCUAUUUACCAGACAUUGUAUAAUUGCAGCUGACUCUUAUUUAUUAGUGUUUUACUACAAAACAAUACAUUCUAGGCAGUUGCGACAAGAGGGACAUUAUUAUUCAUUACAUAUUUAAUUAUAUUUAUUUAUUUACAGAUUGUCACAUGCAUACCAACACUCAAUAAAGAGCUGCAAAGGUAUGCACAAAUAAAAGAAACAAAAAUAUAUAAGAUAAAAAAAAAUACAUACAUACAAUAAGGAAUACAAAUAACAAAACAGACAAUAGGCUAUGGCACCUAAAAACAUUUAACAUAACAUAAUUAGACACAAUAAUAAAACAACACAAACAUACCACUGGAAUGUUAAGUUAUAAAUUAAUUUUGAAGUUAAUAAUAAACAAAGAAAUUAUAUGUGAAGUGUGGUCAUAACUAGUUAGUUAAACAUAAUUAUCAACCUUGUUUAAAUUAGAAAUUAGACUAUAGAUAAUGUCAUUUUGUUUGUAAAAAGUAUAAAAGGUAGACUGGGCAACCAAAAAAUUGUGGAACUCUUAAUCCAGUGUUGUCGAGAAUAAAUUUACAAUCAAUUGUAGAGUUAUAACAAUUUUUAAUGAAGAGAGAAUCAAGUACAUAAUGCUCUAUGAUCAGCUAGAGAAACUAAAUUAUAAUGCGAAGGAUAUUUUUAAUUUAUAAGUAUCAAAAUCAGAAUCAGAUGAACUGAUAGAAUUCCAAAUUAUUGAACAAUAUUCUAAUUUGGACCUAAUUAAAGAAAAAUAUAGAGAAAGAAUGGAAUCAGAAUUAGUAGAAUAAAAGGUGAUAUAUUUGAUUAAACCUAUAGUUCUUCUUGAACUUCUACAUGCAUAUGAAAAUAUAAUUUUGAGUCAAAAAUUAUACCCAGAAUUUUUAUGGAAGUGAUUUAGGAAUUUCAGUAUUAUCUAUAAUAUAAUAAAAAGUAAUGGGGAAAUAUUUCCUUGUGAAAGAUAUUAUUUUUAUUUUUUCCUUGUUGAGAGAUACUAAAUUAAGAUUGCACCAAUUACAAAUUGAAUUGUCAGAUUGAAGUAAACUACAAUCAUUAAGGGAAGUAAUUGUUCUAGAGAUUUUAUAGUCAUCAGCAAACAGCACUCCAGAGUAGUGAAUGAGAACAUGAGCGAUAUCAUCAAUAAAAAUACUAAAGAGUAAAGAUGACAAGGUACCCACCUUGUGGAACACCUGAACUGGCUAUACAAGAUGAAGAUUUGCAAUUGUUAAUGGAAACAAAACAACUUUUUUUUAUAUAUAUAACUUGUGAACAAAUUCACGAAAUUAUCACUUAAACCAAAAUGAAAUAAUUAAAUAAGUAGAAUUUCAUGAUUAACAGAAUUGAAAGCUUUUGCUAAAUUAAAAGCAAUAAGAAUGCAGUUAAAUAUCCAUUAUAUCGGAAGUCACAAAUGCGGUACACAAUAAGGUGUUCCAUUUAUUAAGACGAAAAGAAGCCUAUGUUAACAAAAUCAUUUUACUAUAACAAAAUAAUUCCAUAGCAUAACUCCACGAAAUCAUAGUUUACUUUUGAAUACUGUACACAGUUCCAUUUCUAAACCUGGUUUUCUAGGGUGUAUGUCAUCCUUAGGAAUUGAGCAAGGUUGUAAAUGAUUUUGAUAUAUAUUCUAACUCAAUAUUCAUUGGGAAUCACCUCCCGAAAUACUUAAAAGAGACUGAACAACCUGUAUGUUAGAGGAUAAAAUCUUGUAUCUAUAGUUUAUGCCUCUGCAGUUUAAGGUAUGUAUGGGAGAGUUUUAUCUUAUCCCUAAAGAAUGGUUGGGAAUAGUAGUGUGCUUAUAUGCCAUUCCUUGCCAUUUCAGAAAUACACACUAAUAUUUUACACAGGCAAAAUUUAACUUUCUACCCAACUAGUCUCCAAUUAUUUUUAUACUCAUUGCUUAGGAACUGCCAAGACAUCAUGCUCAUUUGAAAUGGUUGAAUCAGUGGUUGUGUUAAGCCUAAUUUUGAACUAAAGAGGUUCAAACCCCUCCUUAAUCACUGAGAUUUACUGACAUUAAACCUUUCUAAACAUAAGCAUAAGACCUAAAACAUUUAAACUUCCGUGUUAUAACGCAGAAACAUUAAAAAAAAAAAAAUGAGUCAACACCUGCGUGCCUAGGAAAAAAACAGUGGUAGGUGAGUUGCCUUUUUUUCUUCUGGGAUAUAAAGUUACUGGAGUAUUCCAAGGUGUGUUAUUGUCCGCAUAAAAUGAGACAAUGAAAUGCGACGCCAGUCCAGUCCAGCGAGAAGUAAUUUGCGGUGACUAUAGAAAGUGGACAGCGCAACGCGUCAACAUGACAACUGGAAACGACAAGCUGAGGCAUCGCAGCAGGAGCAGAGGAAAGCUAAGGUGCCGUUUGUGAUACGAGGCGAGCAGGAACAAAAACGAGUAAUAGUUUUAUAGGAUUGUGGUUUUUGGAUAGUGAUGAUUGAAGGAAUGGGCAACUGUUUCUUCGGGCAUCAUUCUGCACAAUAUCUCCUGCAAGAAACAGGCCAACUGCUUGCGUAGAAAUUUCUUGCUGUGAAAGUUCACCUGUUUGAGGUGGCAAGGCAGCAUUAGCGAAAUGUAAUGCUCAGUCAUAAAUUUUUUCCCCAAAGUAAUAUGAUAUAAUAUAAUACCAUAAAUUCUAUUUAGAAAUGGAAUUUUUGCUUAAAUGGUGUAAAGGUAUUGUAUCUUUAAAUUUCAUUCAAUGAUUUAACAUGACGACACAUGCAACAAUUGUUAUAUAAUUCACUAUAGUGCAAAAACUAACAAUCAAAUCCUAACGUGCAGAAGUACUAUAAACUAACAGAUUAUUCUAGAUGAUUUUUUGAGUGAUCCAAAUAUACUUUGUAUACUCCAGGAACUUUGAAAAUAAAUACAACAGACAUGCCAACUUUUAAAUGAAGAUAUUCAACAUCAAAUAUAGUAAGUGAUUAAAAAAAAUUUACUUGAUUUAUUUAUUACAAACAUUUAUACAUUCAAUCCAAUGGGCAUUUCUGAGCAGGUAAAGGGCCAUCCUAACUAAGUUAAGUUUAAAUGUUUUAUUAUUUAUAAGGUAUGGAAUGAACCUGAAAUCACUUUGUUGAAAAAAUAACUGUUACUUCUUGUGACGAGGAAGAAGACUUCUGAAAGCUAAGCGAGUAGGUACUGUGAAUAAUCUAGCCUAUGUUUAGCAACUAAUGAAAUAAAUUUUGGAGGCAGACCAAACAAAAUGUCUGAUUAAAAUAAGAACAGGAAAUUCUAAACUAUGAAAUCAAAACAGCAGCAUGAGUUAAUAGUUAAGUGAAAAUUGUGCAACUUUUUUUAAAAACCAAAUUUUAAAUUAAGUGAGAAUAUUUGGACGUAUGCCUCUCUCACAAAGGAUGAAAAAGUAAAUACCAAAUAUUAAUGCCUAUGAUAAAAAGAGUACGGUAAUACAUAUUCUCUUGCUUUUGAUUAUAGUAUCACGUGCUUUGUGGGCAUCAUUGUUAUUACAUUCCUACAAUUGUCUUAAAUGUAUAUGCCCACAGAAGCUGAACAUUAAAACUUGCUUUCAAGUGGAUUCUAUAAUACUGUGCAUUGUGUUCAAAUUUAUUAUCAUAUAAGAUUUUAGACAAUAACUACUUUAUGCUCACUAGAAAAGAUUUAAUGCUGAUAAAUAAAUUUUUUUUUCAUUCAUUGUAAGUUAUGAGAUACAAACGGUGAAGGCUUCCACUGCUGGUCACAAUUUCACAAUUUUAACGUAAUAGAAGAAAGUUUCCUAAUAAAAAAAGUGUUUCUGAAAUAUGCAAGAUGAUACAGUAGUUAAAAAAAUCAUUGCUAAAUCAAUUGUUGCCUAAAAUGAUCAUCAGGAUUGUGUGUCAGGAAGAUCUAACCCCCCUCUCCUCACUUCCUCUUCCAGAUCAAUUAGGUUAGGCUGAGCCACUGCAUAAACAGAAUGUUUGCGAAUUGCCGGGCAUAAAUUUAAUGGGCAACAGGAAAUGCCAAAACAAGUAGUUCUUUCUUAACCCGUAAUCGACACACAUGGGUCCUGGGGACCCGUGGAAAUUUUAAUUUCACUCUAAGUCAGUGAGGGUUUGUAGCACUGGCCCAGCCAUCCAGGUAGUUUCCUAACCCUCAGUCGGCCUUGGACUGGUGUGGUGUUUAUACCUUUGCAGGUGCUUGUUGAUGCUAUAGAGGUAUGUUUGGGUCCUCAGGACCCAUGUGUGUCAGUUAGGUAACUUUUACAACUACGUGUUCUGUACUAAGUUUUGCAAUAUGGAUGGAGGUUCGGAUGAAGAUCAAGUUUUGGCAGCUGCAGACCGAACAUUAAGUGAUACUGAUUACAUUAGUGGUUCAGAUAGUGACUAUGAAGUAAGUGAACAUGAAUCUGGAACGGAUGAAAGUGGAGAUGAAGAGGACACUAAUUGUGAGUCUGAAGGCUCAAAUUAUUUUUAUGGGAAAAACAGAAUGAAAUGGUCAAAACAUUCAGUUAUACGAGGUAGAACACCACAGCACAACAUUAUACCAAGAUGUCAUUUACCAGGUAUAAAAGGAGAAGCUAGCCAGAUAGGAACACCAAGCCCAAUAGCAUUUUGGGAGCUUUUGUUUACAGCUGAAAUGCUACAAGAAAUUGUUCUUCGGACUAACGAAAGAAUAAUUUCUGUAACUGAAGGUAUCAACAAACUGUCGUAUCACCAUGAAACGGAUGUGACUGAAAUAAAGGCCCUAUUAGGUUUGUGUUAUCUGUGGGGUGCUUUCAAAUCGAAUGAUGAAGAUCUGUUGGCUGUAUAUGCUAAAGAUGGGACUGGAAGGCCAAUUUUUCGUGCAGUAAUGCCAUACAACAGAGUAUUUUUUCUACUACGCUGCUUGCGUUUUGAUGAUUCAAAAACACGGGUUGAAAGACAGCAGUCAGAUAAGCUUGCUCAUAUCUCAUGGUUAUUUGCGAAAUUCAUAGAGCAGUGUCAGCGCAAUUAUUCAGUAGGUCAGUACGUAACUAUUGAUGAGAUGCUUGUUGGUUUUCGAGGAAGAUGUUCGUUUCGCAUGUACAUACCCUCGAAACCCAGAAAGUAUGGGAUAAAAAUAUUUAUCCUGACAGAUGCCAAAUUGCACUAUUGUUUGAAUGCUGAAGUGUACUGCGGCCGAACUGUAGGACAGCAAUCUACAUCAAAAUCUAGCUUGUUAGUUCCAUCAAUGGUGGUAUUGAGAUUAGCAAAACCUAUUCAAGGAAGCAAUAGAAAUAUUACGGGUGAUAAUUGGUUCACGUCAAUAGAACUUGUCAAUGAGCUAAACAAAAUGAACCUUACAUACAUAGGGACCAUAAAAAAAAAUAAACGUGAACUACCUGCAGCAUUUGUCAACUCUAAAGGAAGAGAAGUAUCAUCUUCUUUACAUGGUUUCUCUGGAAGAAUCACAUUAGUUUCCUUUGUUCCUAAAAAAGGAAAAGUUGUGAAUAUGAUUUCAACAAUGCAUCAUACCAAAGAUAUUGACGAGUCAACAGGAAAACCAGUGGUUAUAAUGGACUACAACCAAACUAAGGGUGGAGUGGAUGCACUUGAUGAGAAAUGUCACAAUUAUUCCACUGGGUGUCGCACUCGUCGAUGGCCAAUGGCUAUUUUCUAUGCAUUGCUAGAUAUUGCAGGAGUGAAUUCACAUGUUUUAUUCAGCGGCAACAGCCAGACACUUGAAGUGGACAGAAGACAUUUCCUUGUUCAGUUGGGAAAAGAGCUUGCCAGUGAACAUAUGCAUCGAAGACUGCAGGCACCAAAGCUGAGGAAGGACAUCAAAGAAAGUAUAGAAACCAUUCUAGGAAUCAAACAAGAAACAAGUCAACCUUCUACAUCAGGAGAAAAUGCUUCUGUCACCAAAUCUAAGAGGAAAAGAUGUUCUUCUUGCCCGCCCAAAAGAGACAGGAAGACCUUUCAUGAAUGUGUCAAAUGUCAUGUUCCUUUGUGUGUUCAGUGUGGGAAAAUAGUUUGCUCUAAGUGCAUUUAGCAAAAUUUUUAUACCUUUGUUUUGUGGUGAUAUGUUUAGUAAUAAUUUAUGUGAUCACAAGGAAAGCAGUAUGGACUUCUGAACAGUUAUGAAAGAGCCUUCAAAGAGCUGCAAUUUUUUUUGUGUAUUAUCUUUUCAAAAAAUUUGUGAUACCUGAAGAUAAAGACAUAUAUUGAUUAUAAGACUAUAAUGUUUUGAUACUGUAACAUAAUUAAAAAACCAAGAUAUAGUUCCACUUAAAAAUAACAAUUCAACAAAAAAUUACAAAUUCACUGAUUUCAAAAUUAUUUUUUUGUAAUGUUUGUUAAAUGUAUUUUAAAACACAAAUUUUUGUAAUUAAAGGUAAUAAGUGUUAGAAUUCAAACGUCUUUUUCAAUUUCUUAAACAAGCAACAUACUUAACAGAAACCUAGAAGAAAAAAAAUUGGGUCCCUGGGACCCAUGCGUGUCAUUAAUGUAAUUUUUUUUGUGUGUGUCGAUUACGGGUUAAGGAACAUAUUGUUACGAAUGCAAACAGGACUGGGACACGCGCCAGGUCGUAAAAAUAUGUCCAGAAAAACCACCCUGCAAAGUUAAGAGGCAUGAACAGCAGUGCGCAAAUUUGAUUUUGACGGCUUCAGGGAGCUACUCCAUUGGCUGAGAGGGCGCGCGACUGCAGUGGCUCCGAGGGAAGCAGGUUAACAGCCGGGUGCACUAGCAACCAACAGGUUGGUUGUGACAUGUUUGAAUGUUCAACAAUGGUCUUUAAGCACAUUUUUGAAUGUUAGUGAAUACAUUGCUGUAAUUAAAAAUGUGACAAAAUGUAAUUCACAGAGAUAACCGACAUGAUAAUGGCGUAGUGGCAGAUGAUAAAAAGUUGCAGGAGGAACAGUGCCCCAUUGCCAAGAGAGCUUUCACAACACACGUUUACCGAAUAGGAAGACAUUCAUACGGCUUAGCCAGGAUGAAACUGAGAGUUUCUUACUACGAAGGGUGAUGUACACCAAAUUCCGUAUGGCUCUGAAAGUCUGUGUCCUGCUCUUAACCUGUUUCCCGCGGAGCAUUCUAACACCACUGAUCUGCGAUUGCACAUCCUCUCACCCAGUGGAGUAGCCCCCUGAAACUGAAACUCGACUAGUUCAAAUUUGCUCAGUGGUGUUUAUGCCUGUAACUUUGCAGGGUUGCUUUUGUGGUCAUGUUCCGUAGCAAAUAUUGCUUGUUUUGGCAAGCCUUGCCAUCCAUUAAGAUUUAUGCCCCACAAUUUGCGAACAAUCUACAUAUAAAAUAGUUUAUCCCUUAACACUAUGUAACUGCGGUAUUCAAGUAAGCUUAAGUGACUGAACUAAGUGCAGUUAAAAAUCAAACCGUUUUAAAGAAAACCAUACAGUUAAAACUUGAUGGUCAUUAUUAUUUAAUUUUAAGUACAGGAGGAGGGCAGGAAGUUAGCUCUCUAAGAAUCGGAACAAGGAAGAUGCACAUUGUGUACAGAGUCCACCUGUCACUAAAGUCAGGCGAAAUGCUGUUGGUUAUAUUAUUUACGACAUUCAGUUAUGCACCUACCUAUUUUGUAGAAAAGGAUAGAGAUUUUUUUUUAUCAUGAAUGCUAAGAGCAGCACUGUUGCAUCUAGCAGAGAGAUGGAGUAGGUAGUAUUCUGUGUAUAUGGUGAUAAUUCACAACAAAACAUUUUAGUUUCAACUAGGUUUACUUAAUAAAUUAGGUUUGGACUCUUAUUGUUAAAGGAGAAUACUUGGUAUUUAUUUUGUCUGUCCCUAUAAGGAGGUAUGCUGUUAUUCCACCUAUGUUUAAAAAUUAUUCUCACACCUGUUCACACAUUAAUCUGUGUAAAUCUGUUUCAAAUCUGCUUUCCUGCUCUUUCCAUGCAUAUAAAUUCCAAAAUGGCUCAAUAUUCAACAUGCAUAGUUUGCCUGAGAGAGAGAAUUUGAUACCUAUCUAGAGAGAUUGUUCUUGCAAAAUCUCAAAUCUUUAAGAGGUAGCAUGACGAAAAAGAAGCAGUCCAAAACUUUUAUGGUGACUGACACAACUCUCUGUGUGUCUGCUGAGCAGCUUGGAAAGGCUCAACAGAGCAGCAAAGCAGAGAGUGCAAUGCAAGUGGCGCUAAGCAAGGAGCACAGGCACUUUUAGAACCUAUGAAAGGCAGAUAUUUUGAAUGUGUUUUGAAAAAAAAUCUGAGCAGAAAGAACGUGAA